CGGUAAAGCAAGGGAAGCGACCUCUCUGAGGCGCAUGACUACAGCCGGUAGAAUUAAGGUUUAAAAAGCGUCAACGGAGAAAGUUGGAAAAGUCUGGGAAGUUGCAGAGAGUGUUACGGUGAAGGAAUGGACCAACAGGAGUGGCCAAAUGAAGAAGUCGGACUGGAAGAGGCAGAGUGUCACCAUGACAACAAUGACAGGACCAAUAACAAUCGUGGCAAGACGGUGAGUCCAGCUGCAGGAGAACAUCCUCUCCAGUACAAGUACACCUUCUGGUACAGCAGGAGAACCCCGAGUCGUCCCGCAAGCUCACAAAGUUAUGAACAAAACAUCCGACAGAUUGGCACUGUGGCAUCGGUUGAACAAUUCUGGAAGUUCUAUAGUCAUCUGGUUCGUCCAGGAGACCUGAGUGGACAUAGCGACUUCCACCUGUUCAAGGAGGGAAUCAAGCCCAUGUGGGAGGAUGAGUGUAACCGCAGCGGGGGAAAGUGGAUCAUUCGACUUCGCAAAGGGCUAGCAAGCCGAUUUUGGGAAAACAUCAUUCUAGCCAUGUUGGGGGAGCAGUUCAUGGUGGGGGAGGAAAUUUGCGGUGCCGUCGUGUCAAUACGCUUCCAGGAGGACAUUCUUUCAAUCUGGAACAGGACGUCCAACGAUCAAACCACAACAUCCAGAAUCCGAGACACUUUAAGACGAGUCCUGAACCUUCCUGCCAACACAAUCAUGGAAUACAAGACUCACAACGACAGCCUCAGGGACAAUUCAAGCUUCAGAAAUACAAAGAUUUCUCUCUGACGGUUGUGUCAACUGACUUCAUUCAGGAUGCCAUCAAACUGCUCCCUUUAGUUAUUUUUCUCGAUUUUGGAGUUUCAGCUGAUUGUGUGUGUGUGUGUGUGUGUGUGUGUUUGUGUGUGUGUGUGUGUGUGUGUGCAUGUGUUCAAUGGACCAAUUAAACCCAGUUGACGUCAUUUAACCAA
Messenger RNA from Dunckerocampus dactyliophorus (ringed pipefish), 974 nucleotides. RefSeq names its product eukaryotic translation initiation factor 4E family member 2 related sequence 1 (gene eif4e2rs1). Bases 127 to 792 code for a protein of 221 amino acids. Gene Ontology annotation, molecular function: translation initiation factor activity; RNA 7-methylguanosine cap binding. Gene Ontology annotation, cellular component: eukaryotic translation initiation factor 4F complex; cytoplasm. The transcript has 7 exons. NCBI's taxonomy places the organism in Eukaryota, Metazoa, Chordata, Actinopteri, Syngnathiformes, Syngnathidae. Gene Ontology annotation, biological process: translational initiation. The record is from RefSeq and is a predicted model, not a curated record.